This is a messenger RNA of Theileria orientalis strain Shintoku, 1197 nucleotides long. RefSeq lists its product as hypothetical. NCBI's taxonomy places the organism in Eukaryota, Apicomplexa, Aconoidasida, Piroplasmida, Theileriidae. The record is from RefSeq and is a predicted model, not a curated record. The transcript has a single exon. Bases 1 to 1197 code for a protein of 398 amino acids.
AUGGAGAUUGAGUUGUCUGAGAACGACUUAAUUAACACGCCGAGCUUUGGCAACAAGGCCCCUAGCAUGUCGAGGAACGUCGAAAGUUCAAAAGAACCCUUCAGUAUCGAAAAGCAGUUAGCGAAGGAUCCUGAGACUCUUCAAAGCUUCUCUGAGGACUCCAGGUCCGUGAGCUUCGCCGACGAUGACGAUGAUGGGCACCAGACGACCAAGGACUUGAUCAAGGACUGCCCGUUCUGCUACACUCCUACUAGGAAGUGGGUCGCCAACAUUAAUCAGUUCGACGCCUACUUGUUUAUCUUCCUACUGUUGUGGGUUCCCUACGUCUCCAGGUUCACUUUUCAGACCAGCUACCUUCACUACACCGAGAGUCAGCCUAGUCUGCGUAGUACAAAGGAGAACCUGCUCCUUUACCUUUGCGGAGUCGCCUUCGGCCUUUUAAUGUCCGUGUCCGAGUUCUUCAAGGGAGUAAAAGUGCUCGUGGACAUGUACUCGCGAAAAAAGUUCUACCCGGGUUCGGCUGACUCCUACCGUGAUUCUUACCACAGGGGCGCUUUGGUUCUCCAUGCUACCAGGUCUGGAUUCCCCCUGUGGACCACGAAAAACAACGUUCUCGCUGCGAAGAGGCCAGUUUCUUUCUUAAAAUGGGCCUAUCGUCUCACCAUCAGCGAGUUUUUUCUCCACGCUUUUGUUGUUUCGCGCUGGCUGGCUGCUUUCGGUCUUUUUGGCGGAACCUUCUUCACUAUCUCCGUCAUCUCACUCAUUGCAGCCAAGGGUUUGAAUGACAGUUUUCACUACAUUUUCAUUAUUCACUUCAUCAACGGGCUCACCAUACCGCUGGUUUUCGUCUACGUUUUUAAGCUCUUGUACAAGUUCAUUUCUUGUCAAGUUAAGUCAAUCUUGGUUAAGAGAAAGGGGCUGGCAUUCGACGACCCUGUUCCUACAAGGAACGGAAAGACUUUUUUAGAAAGACCUGUUUUUGCUUUUUUGGGUGACAGCUGUCCUUGCACCUUUGCUGUAGAUGCGAGCAGCAAACUCCCCAGGUCGUACCGAUACUCAAUUCGGUAUCACUGCGUCUUCAACGGUUUCAAUAAACUCAUUUUCUUCUCUGAAGUCGCUGUGCUCACCUUGUACACCAUCGGCAUUACUCUCUUCUCACUAUUUUCAAAGAUUCACUACAGAUCAAUAUCGCGUUAA